AUGGGGAGGUCGGGGCGGCGCUUCCAGUCGAUGAAGAGGCGGUGGCGGGCUGAUUCGCCAAGUCCGCGCUGGAACGAGACGGUGUCCCCGGCAUCGAGGCGUUUCUCCUUGACGAAGCGGCUCCAGCCCUUGGUCAUCACGUAG
Molecule: messenger RNA, 144 nt
Organism: Spirodela intermedia
Lineage: Eukaryota; Viridiplantae; Streptophyta; Magnoliopsida; Alismatales; Araceae
Source: the annotation of a GenBank genome assembly